Neltuma alba is the source of this 1583-nucleotide messenger RNA. RefSeq names its product F-box/kelch-repeat protein At3g23880-like. The record is from RefSeq and is a predicted model, not a curated record. Bases 71 to 1567 code for a protein of 498 amino acids. The transcript has a single exon. Gene Ontology annotation, molecular function: protein binding. Lineage: Eukaryota; Viridiplantae; Streptophyta; Magnoliopsida; Fabales; Fabaceae.
AAAUGACGUAAUAAAAUGCUAUCGUGACAUGAAUGGCAGGCAAUCGUAGUAAUCUAUUAAUCUUCAUAAGAUGAAGCUCACAAGCUCUGAGCCUCUCGCACUUCCCACUCCGCAAAAUUUGAAGAAACGGAGGAACCAGAACUUCCUCUUCCUCUCUCCCACUCUCUCUUAUAUGUCGUUGGAAGGUGGCACUGAUUACCACGGCCGUCCCCACGGCACCGCCACUCCUAAUACGUCCCUUAAGAGAGAGCAACCAAUCAAUUACCGAGACCCAACUACCUUGUCUGUUUCAAGUUCCUCGAUUGUACAAUCACAAAAGCAGAGUCAGAGUCAGAGUCAAGUUUCCUCUGUUUCUAAACCAUUUCUUGAUCAAUUACCUUUCAUUCCCAAUGAGCUCAUCGAAGAAAUCCUCUCGAGGCUUCCCGUGACGUCUCUUUUGCAACUCAGGUGCGUAUGUAAGUCAUGGAAAUCCUUAAUUUCUGAUCCUUAUUUCAUCAGAAAACACCUUUUGAGUUCAACUCAGGAUACCAGUCUCAACCACCAAAGGAUCAUGUUAAGUUCCACAACUGCAGAGUUCAACCUCAAAUCUUGCGCUGUGUGCUCAUUGAUCGAUGAACCUUCAAUCAUUUCUGAAGAACUCAAUUACCCAGUGAAGAACAAGUUUCGCCAUGAUGGGAUCGUAGGCUCUUGUAAUGGGUUGCUCUGUUUUGCCAUAAAAGCAGAGCGUGUUCUUCUUUGGAACCCAUCAAUCAGAGUGUCCAAAAAGUCUCCAUCUUUGGAUAAUAAUUGGAGACCCGGGUGUUAUACUGCAUUUGGUCUCGGAUAUGAUCACAUAUCUGACGAUUAUAAAGUGGUGGCUGUGUUUUGUGACCCUGGAGAACAACAUCAUAUCAGUAAAACAAGCGCGAAGGUUUACAGUCUAGCCACCAAUUCUUGGAGAAAGAUUCAAGAUUUCCCUAAUGGGUUCACACCCUAUCAUGAUUUCGGGAAAUUUGUGAGCGGAACUCUUAAUUGGCCAGCCCGUUGCUCCUUUGGUUCUCGGUCUGUAAAUUCAACUCCAGACCCUCUGUGGGUUAUUGUGUCUUUUGAUCUGCAGAAGGAAACAUACAGGCAAGUUCUGCCACCUGCAUAUGAAAAAGAAGUCAGUUCCAGGCCUAGCUUGGGUGUUUUAGGAGGCUGCCUAUCUAUGAGCUAUGAUUACAAGAAGACCCAUUUUGUUGUGUGGAUAAUGAAGGACCAUGGAGUAAGAGAGUCUUGGGUGAGAUUGGUGACCAUCCCUUAUUUGCCUAACCCCGAAGACUUUUCCUACUCACAGCCAUUUUGCGUUUCCGAGAAUGGUCAAAUUCUGUUAAUGUUUGAGUUUGACUUGGUCCUCUAUGACACAAGAGACAAGUCUUUUAAGUAUCCCAGGAUUGAGAAUGGGAAGGGUUGGUUUGAUGCUGAGGUAUACAUUGAGAGUCUUGUAUCUCCAUUAAAUAGUCAUGCUAAUGGCUUCAAUGUUCAAGUCCUGCCUUUUUCUGACUUACAUGUGACAGAGAAGGCUGUCUCUGAUAAAUUACUGAGUUAGGCCUAUCUUGCUCAUA